Molecule: messenger RNA, 378 nt
Organism: Oppia nitens
Lineage: Eukaryota; Metazoa; Arthropoda; Arachnida; Sarcoptiformes; Oppiidae
Product: chymotrypsin-like elastase family member 1
Exons: 2
Coding region: 1-378 (125 amino acids)
Biological process (GO): proteolysis
Molecular function (GO): serine-type endopeptidase activity
Source: RefSeq, a predicted model, not a curated record
AUGGCUAACCAACACAAUGAUAGGGAUGAGUUGGCAUUGAUGGCCGGUUACGGUGCAGUAACCCAUACCCAGUACAGUAAUAGACUACGUAUGGGUUAUAUUAGGAUUAAGGCAGCUGUAAAUAAUAGGAUAGACUAUUGGCGGCAAGCUAUACUCGGCCAACGAUAUCCUCAAUAUAACGGCACCUUUUCAUGUCCGGGUGAUUCUGGUGGUCCAUUGUAUCAGUAUGUAAACGGUAGGGCCGUAUUGAUUGGCAUAAAUCAUGGCCGCACUUUUAGCCGUAGCAAAUGUCAUGAGAUCAAUGAUCGUGUUUUUGGUAUAUUUAAUAGGGUUUCAUAUUUUACUGAAUGGAUUACUGAUACUAUUACUAAAAAUUAA